AUGAACAGCAGCAUCAUGUUUCAGAUUUGUUUGAUUUGGCUGGUCUCAAGUUUCUUUGAGGGUAGGUUUUAAGGCAGGGGUAGGCAACCUAAAGCCCUUGGGCUGGAUGUGGCCCAAUCGACUUCUCAAUCCGGCCUGCGGACGGUCAAGGAAUCAGCGUGUUUUUACAUGAGUAGAAUGUGUGCUUUUAUUUAAAAUGCAUCUCUGGGUUAUUUGUGGGGCCUGCCUGGUGUUUUGACAUGAGUAGAAUGUGUCCUUUUAUUUAAAAUGCAUCUCUGGGUUAUUUGUGGGGCCUGCCUGGUGUUUUGACAUGAGUAGAAUGUGUCCUUUUAUUUAAAAUGCAUCUCUGGGUUAUUUGUGGGGCCUGCCUGGUGUUUUUACAUGAGUAGAAUGUGUGCUUUUAUUUAAAAUGCAUCUCUGGGUUAUUUGUGGGGCCUGCCUGGUGUUUUGACAUGAGUAGAAGGUGUGCUUUUAUUUAAAAUGCAUCUCUGGGUUAUUUGUGGGGCAUAGGAAUUCGUUCAUUUCCCCCCCCCCCCAAAAAAAUAUAGUCUGGUCCACCACAUGGUCUGAGGGACGGUGGACCAGCCCACGGCUAAAAAAGGUUGCUGACCCCUGUUUUAAGGGAAGUGUUGUUCUUCCUGAGUUUCUCUGGGAAAUGGGCUGCCUUCACCAUCUUCUUUUCUCUCCUCCUAGAAUCCAGGGGGCAGAUUGUCAUCACUCAGACACCAGCUUCCCUACAGGCAAGUCCUGGGGACAGAGUCACCAUCCUGUGCAGGGCUUCCUCUUCUGUCAACAGCAAUAUGGACUUCUAUCAGUUUAAACCAGGGCAGAAACCCAAGGUGCUUAUUUAUUCAGGUUCAAGCCGUUUUGGAGCGACUCGGAUCGUUUCAGUGGCAGCCACAGCAACACUGACUUCUCCUUCACAAUCAACGGUGUCCAUGCUGAGGACGAGGCAGAAUACCACUGUUUCCAGCGCCAGAAGUUCCCACUCCACAGUGAUACACUUCAGUACAAAAACCAGCUCGGUGGCCUAA
Podarcis lilfordi (Lilford's wall lizard) is the source of this 1034-nucleotide messenger RNA. The record is from the annotation of a GenBank genome assembly. Lineage: Eukaryota; Metazoa; Chordata; Lepidosauria; Squamata; Lacertidae.